CAAGGGGCGGCGCGCUGUCCCGGGUGCACCUGCGCGCCGCAGCUGCCCUGGCCGGCGCGCCUCGGUGUCGGCCUCUGGUGUCCAGCCAGGGUACUUCGUCGGCGUGCAGUACUGUGCGGGGGGGCGGCGCCGCCCUGAUCUACGAGCCCCUUGUGGUUGGGGCGCCGCCUGUGCGGCCAGGCGUGGCGUGCAUACCUCCCUUGGACGCCGAUGGGCACGAGGAGAAAUACGUGGCUUCGAUGGACGUGCUGAGGCGGGACAUCUUCCACGGGGGCCCCGCCGUCGUGACGGCGCGGUGGGCUCCCGGGGCUCGCUGCCGCAGGUUCCGCAGCAUGCCGACGCUGACGACGAUCCUGAUGGCCGCAGCCGCCGCGGCGUGUCGCGCGGGCAUCCCCGCUCCCCCUGGGCCGGUCGUGGCCAAUGCUGCGGGGCGAGUGCUGAGGGCGCCGGCCGCUGGGGCGCCCGACGGGCUUGCGCCCCCCCUCGUGGGCCAUGCCGCCACUCCUGCGGCAUGCGCGGUCGGGCCGGUCGUGGCCCUCUGCGGGCCCGCGGCCGCGCCUGGAGCGCCCCUGUCGCCCUCGCCCGCGGCGGCGGCCCCGCCGGGCGGCCCGCCGGCGCCAGCCCCGGCGCCCGCGUCGGCCCUGGCGCCCGCAGCGCCGCCGCUUGGGGCGGCCGCGGCCGCCGCUGCGCCCUGGGCCCCCGCCCACCCGAGGAGGCAGGCGGUGGUGCAUUACACCCUCGGCUCCAGGGCGGCGGGCUUCGGCGACGUCGGACUCAUGAAGGACAACGGCUUGUCGCCCAUCGGGCGCUUCGGCAAGUGGAGGUCAGAGGUGCGCCUCUCCCUCGCCGACGGGGGCGUGGCAGAGCGUGAACGGUGCCGCGCCCACGUGGAGCAAAUGGUGUGCUUCGAUCAGUUGAACGACCCAGACUCUACGGCGGUGGAGAUGAUCUGCCGCGGCAUCCCGCUCCAGGAGGAGAGGUGGCGCGAUCGGUGCGCCCGAUCGGCCGACGAGUCCUUGGGCUCGCACUUGUUCUACGGCGCGGCGUCGAUCCGUGGCGACGUGUUCUCGCGCCCCCAGCUGCUGGCCCACGUCGGCGACGGGCUCUCCAAGGGGUACGCCGUGGCAAAGGAGAGGCUUCAGGUAAAGGGGGGGCGCCUGUCCACGCUCACCCCGAACAACGAGGACAUGGAGGGCGGCAAGGGCAAGUACAAGGACGAGUCGAAGGGGGCGAAGGAGAGCGCGCAGCGGGACGGAGGGCCCCCUGCUGCGGCGGAGCUCGAGCACCAGGCCCGUUUUCGCGGCGAGUUCGCCGCCAUUGGUGACCAUCGUCAUCGGGAUCUCUGUCCUUUGUUUCACGUGGCCCGACGUGCUGUUCGCGCUGCCGACCGCCGCCCCUGCCGCGCCAUCCCCCAGCGGGUCCGCCGCUACGAUGUGCUAUGGCAAUGGGCUGACCAUGGCGUGGAUGCGCUCAACCGCUUGCACGGCCACUCUGGUGUGGCCCCGUCGGCGCCCGACAACCUGGGACAGCAGACCAGUUGGAAAUUUUUGGAGGACUGCUACCUGGGCGUGUGCGCGAUGCCGAGCGCACCAGGUUUUUGUGAAGAAGCCCUCCGCGAGCUUCUCAGUGGCUCCGCGUUCGACUCUGUCGACGGCGGAGCCCGGGCCCCGUGCUCCAAGGAGUUGGUCUCCUGGCUUGAGGUGUGUGCCAGCCCUGCCGACCUUCUGGGCUGCCUCUCUCAGGACAACGCCGACUGGGCACGGGAUUGGCGACAUUAUUUGCUCAGGGCGCCUGUCAAGGCGCUGCAGGGAGCUCGGUACGCCAACGCCUACUUCCACCAGGCGCCUCCGGCGCGGCUGCCCACGGCGGCUGCGGUGUCUUCGGUGGGGUCUGGCGGCCGGCCGCAUUAUGUGGCAAGCGGCGACCUCGACUAUGCCUUCUGCCGCCUCCGGCCCAUGUCGGGCCCUGAGGACUACUUCACUUUGCCGAUGCUGCCGCGCACCCUCGCCGGCGUCUCCCAGCUCGAUGGCGUCGCGGUCCCUGCGGGCACUUGCCUGAUGCCGUUCCUCACCAUCCUGCCCAUGGGGUCGUCGGGGGCGUUGCACCUUUGCCAGACGGUCGCCAUGCGGGCGAUCGCGGUGGCUGGCUUCCCGCGCUGGGAUGACGUGUCCGCCGUCCUGGGGGGCUGGGGCCUCACGGUCCAUGACGAGACGGUCGCCUCCACGGUCGCCGUCUGGGUGGUGCUGGAGCUCAGGCGGGGCCGCUGGCUAUCGGCCAAGCGUCGCAACCUGUGGCAGAUGCGCGCGGCGCGUGACGCUGGGCUGCGCCGGGGUUGCUGCCCAAGCAAGAGCCUGGAGUUCCAGGUCGGCCACAUCACCUGGGCAUGCCUGAUGCGACGGGAGCUGUUGUGUGUGCUGAGCGCCGUGUACCCGUACGCCGUGGCCGGCCUUGCCUUGACUUCCCGGAAGUGGGGCUCUGGGCGCGUGGAGCUCUGUCUGGGGGUUCUGGCUGGCCCGUGGCACGGCAUCGUCGGGGUGAGCUACGCCUCUGAGCUCGGAGGCGGCGUUGCCGCGCGGCUUGUGCGGCCGAGCGUAGCGGCGCAGCACGGCCUCCAGUGCGAGCGAGGGCGGCGCCGGGUGCAUGGUGCCGAGAGGGCGCCUGGAAGAUCCUUCAUCAGGGUGUACUCUCGGGAGUCCAUGGAGGUCCCCCGGGAGUUCUUCGACGGGGCCAACUGA
This is a messenger RNA of Prorocentrum cordatum, 2735 nucleotides long. The record is from the annotation of a GenBank genome assembly. NCBI's taxonomy places the organism in Eukaryota, Dinophyceae, Prorocentrales, Prorocentraceae.